Molecule: messenger RNA, 8071 nt
Organism: Hippocampus zosterae (dwarf seahorse)
Lineage: Eukaryota; Metazoa; Chordata; Actinopteri; Syngnathiformes; Syngnathidae
Product: trichohyalin-like
Exons: 18
Coding region: 751-7818 (2355 amino acids)
Source: RefSeq, a predicted model, not a curated record
AGUCACAGUAUUGAGUGUGCUUCAUCUGUGUUUCAAAAGGCCCAUUCUGAGGACCGCUCUUCAAAAUCAUCGCUUAAAAAGGACCAUUCUGAGGACGGCGGUUCAAAAUCAUCGCUUAAAAAGGCCCAUUCUGAGGACGGCAGUUCAAAAUCAUCGCUUAAAAAGGCCCAUUCUGAGGACCGCUCUUCAAAAUCAUCGCUUAAAAAGGACCAUUCUGAGGACGGCGGUUCAAAAGCAUCGCUUAAAAGGGCCCAUUCUGAGGACCGCAGUUCAAAAUCAUCGCUUAAAAAGGCCCAUUCUGAGGACGGCAGUUCAAAAUCAUCACUUAAAAGGGCCCAUUCUGAGGACCGCAGUUCAAAAUCUUCGCUUACAAAGGCCCAUUCUGAGGACGGCAGUUCAAAAUCAUCGCUUAAAAGGGCCCAUUCUGAAGACCGCAGUUCAAAAUCAUCGCUUAAAAAGGCCCAUUCUGAUGACCGCAAUUCAAAAUCAUCUCAGCAACAGGUACUCGUUCUCGACUCUGAGAAUUCCGUUUGCUCUGAAAGUCAGUCGGACAGAAAGGAGAGUAAGGCUGCAAAAAGCCAGGAUGACUCUAAGCGUGACUCUUCUGGUAAAGGCAUCCCCACACCUAAGUUGAAUCAGUCUGCUGAUGAACAGAAGAAGAAGGAGAAUGGGGAGCUAAUCAAAAAAUCAAAAAUUCCGGGAGAGGUCUCGGACUCGGGCAAUUCUUCUUCUUCUGUCAUUCAUUCAGAGAUGGAUGUAAAAGAAGAGGAUGAUGAGACAGACAAUUCCAAGAGCCAAGAUGAAUCAGGACAUGAACCGGUCGCUCAGAAGUAUGGACACAUUCAAGGCACUGAUGAUAUUGUGGGUUCAGAAGCCAAACAUAAAGACGAGGAAGAAGACUCGACUAAAACAGACUCAAGAGACAGCAGAAAGGCAACGGGGGAGAUGAUUCGGCCAGAAAUGUUCAAAAAGGCCCAUUCUGAAGAUCAAAAGAAAGAAUCAUCACAGCAACGGCUAUCUGGGAAGUUAUUGGACUCUGCCAAAUCUGACAGUUUUGUGGCGAUGGAUAGCAAAGGGAAGGAGGGGGAGGAAAAGACGGAGACAACUAAGAGCCAAGAUGAAUCAGGUAACGAGUCUGCUGGCGAAGACGUCCACAGCGGUCCAGUGGAUCAGGUAAAUAAACACAUCCAGAGCAUUGCAGUUUCUAACUCAGGAGCUGAACAGUCCAAGAAACAAGAGAGGCCUGCCAAAACAAUUGGGGACAAGACCCAUGUUUCAGACCUGAGCACUGAAUCAUCAAAGCAACGGUUUGUGGACUGCAGCACUUGUGUGUGCCGUGACAGUAAGCACGUUAUGGAAGUCAAAGACGGGGUGGAUAAUGUGAAGAGCGAGUCUUCCAAGAGCAUGAAGGCUGCUGGGCACUCAGAAGCCAAACCAGAAGAUGAGCCAAGUAAAACACCGACAGACUUUGCAGUGGCCAUCAGGGAUGAAGAUCCAGCAGAGGAGGUAACUGAGCUUGAAAUCCAGUCUGAGGACCAGAGUCUCGAAUCACCACGGCAGGAGAUUUCAGACCGGAUUUUGGACAACAGUGAUUCCAUUUUUGAGGCAGAGACUUGUAGUAAGAGCCUAGACGAAUCGGGGAAUGACUCCUCUGUUGAAGAUGUCAACAGUGACAUAGUGGCUCAGGAGUUUCAGAAAAGCCAGCGCAGUGAUACUGAUGUCCGCUCGCAAGGCAAACGCAAAGAAGAGUUUCCCAAACCUACUGCGGUCACAAAAGAGCUAUUGUUGAGGGAAAAGAGGAUGCAUCCCCACCAUGAGGAUUGGCCAGAGCACCUAUUGAGGGGGAAGCAAAAUAGAAUGAUUUUCUCUGACAAACCGAGGACAGUUGAAGAGGAGGAGGCUGAGUGUCUUAUGAGGGAGAAGCAAAAGAGAAUAUUUCUGUAUGAGGAGAAACUUAGAGAGGAAGCGGAGGAGGCAAAGCAAUUACAGAGGGAGAAGGAGAAAAGAAAAAAGUUCCAACAGGAACUGCUGAGAAAGAAGGAAGAGGAGAUGGCGCUGUUGGAAAGAGAGUUGGAGACACAUCCGCGCAAGGAGAAGCUCUGUUUGGAUAUGGCUCAUUCAAAAAGGCCAAAAGAGUGUCUCUUUUACCAGAAGGAGCUGAAAAGAGAGGAAACGGGGCCAAUGGAGAAGUUGAAAAGGGAACACGAGAAGAGACUGUGUCACCACCCGGACCAGAUGAGCAAAAAGGAGGAGAAGGAAAUGGAGCGAUUGAGGUAUGAGAAGGAGAUGCGAAUUAGUAGACAAAUGGAGGCGAUACAAAGAGAGGAAGAGAAGGAGGCACUGCAGUUAAUGAAGGAUAAGGAGACAAGAAUACGGCGUCACCAGGAAGCACUUGGAAAGAAGGAAGAAGAGGAGAUGGCGCGACGAGACGUUGAGAUGAAGAAAAGAACACAUCUCCACAAGGAGAAACUCCUUACGGAUUUCGAUCGCUCAAAGAAUCAAAAAGAGUCAAGCACACACGUCGGCCAAGAGAAGCAUGAGAUGAGAAAUAAAGAGGAGGAAGCGGAGCAGUUAAAAUGGCAAAAGGAGAUGAAAAUGCAUCCCUGCCAGGAGGAAAACAUGAUAGAGCAACUGAGGCAUGAUCAGGAGAUAUGGAUUUGUCGACAAAAGGAGGAGCUGAUGAAAGAGGAAAAGGAGGAGGUGGCGCGAUUGAAGAGGGAGAAAGAGACAAGAAUCUGCAGACAAAGGGUAGAGCUGAGGAGAGAGGAAGAGGAAGAAGUGGAGCAAUUGAAGCGUGAGAAGGAAACGAGACUUCAUGCCCGCCUGGAAGAGCUCAGGAAAGGGGAGGAGGAGGAAGAGGAAUGGUUAAAGAGGGAAAUGGACAUGAGAAAAUGUUCCUUCCAGGAGGAGCUGAAUAGAGCACAAAGGGAGGCAGAGCAGUUAAUGAGGGAAAAGCAGAUGGAAAUGCAAUUCUACCUCGAAGUGCUUAGGAAAGAGGAGGAGGAGGAAGCAGAGCAGCUGAGGAGGGAGAAGGAGAAAAGAAUAUGCCAACAAAAGGAGAAGCUGAUGAAAGAGGAACAGGAGCAGGUUGCACGAUUGAAGAAGGAAACUGAGAAAAAAAUUCGUCGCUGCCUCGACGAGCUGAGCAGGGUGGAAGAAGAGGAAGCAAGGCAAUUGAAGCGGGAGAAGGAGAUGAGAAUGCAGGUCUACCAGGAGAAGCUCCAGAGAGAGGAGGAGGACGAGGCACAGAUUUUGAAGAGGGAGAAGGGAGUUCGAUUCUCUGUAAGCCACGAGCAACAGCUGAGAGAAGAGGAGGAGGAGGAGGAAAAGUUGAAAGAAUACUUUGAAAAUCGCAAUCGUCUCCUCGAAGAGGAGCUUCGCAGGGACAAAGAAAAGGCUGAGCAAAUGAAAAGGGAAAAGGCAAAGAUACACUUACAUCGACAAGAGGAACUAAAAAGACUUGAAGCGGAAAAAGAGCAAUUGGCCAGAGAAAAAUGGACACGACUGCAGCAUGAGGAUCUGAGGAGAGAAGAAGAGGAGAAUAACCAGUUCAUGAGGGAAAAGAAUUUGAGAAAAUCUCUCCUAAUGGACCAACUUAAUAGAGAGGAAGAGGAGGAGGUAGCACGGCUAAGGAGGGCCAAAGAGAUGCGAAUGAGGCACUAUCAAGAGGUGCUGAUGAGAGAGGAAGAGGAUGAGUUAGAAUCUCUCAAGAGAAAACAAAAGACAAGAAUGUGUCUUCAUCAGGAUGUGCUCAGAAGAGAAGAAGAAAAAGAAGUGGACCAGUUAGAGAGGGAAAGACGGAUAAGAAUGCAUUUAUGCCCAGAGGAUCCGAGAGGAGAAAAAGUGCAGGAGGUGGAAAAAUUAAGGAAGGAAAAGGCAUUGAGAACAACACAUCAACUCCAGAAGGGACCGCAGGACGAGGAAAGGGAAAAUGCAGAGAGAAAAAAUCUUCAGUUUAGCCGCGAGGGGAAGGAGGCAGAGCGGUUAAAGGGGCAGAUGCAGCUCCACCUGGGGCAGCUGUGGAGGGAAGAGGAUAAGGCCAAACAAAUUCAGAGAGAGAAAGCAAAAUCAUGGCCUCGCAGGAAGGAGCACAGCGCAAGGAAAGAAGUGAAAGGGUUAUUUAGCAGGGAAACGGAGACACAAACGAUGCUCCGUGAAAAUGAACCGAGACGUGGCGACGUGGAGGGAGAGCGGUUGAAGAGGGAGAGCAUGACAUUCUCAAAUCGCCAAGAGGGGCUAAGAAAAGAGGAUGAGGCAGAGAAAUGGACCAGCGAGACAAAACUGUGGCUUCGCCCGAAAGGGGAGCAGUGUAUAAAGGACACGAGGAAUAAGAAGGUGCUUUAUGACGAGGAACCGAGAAGUGAGCAUCAGGGUGUCGUGGGCUUGAAGAGGGAGAUGAGCAUGUCGUUUCGCCAAGAGGCGCCAAGUAGUGAACAGGAUGAGUCAGAAAAAUGGUACGCAGAAAAGACAAAAUCGUGGCCUCGCACGAAGGAGCACAGCAUAAAGAAAGAACCGAAAGGGCUGUUUGUGAGGGAAAUGAAGACGCAAACGAUGGAUCAUGAAAAGCAACUGCAAAGUGAGGAUGAGGAGGUAGAGUGGCAUCUCAAGGAGGCGCUGAGAAGAGAAGAGGACGAGGCAGAAAAUUCGGAGAGGGAGAUGACACAAUCGUGGCUCAGCCCGCUGUGUAGCACAGAGGAAGAAUCACCAGGGCAGUUUAAGAGCGUAAUGGAAACAAGACAAUCAUGGCCAAGCCAGGAGUGUAGCACAGAGGACGAAGCGGAAGGGCCAUUUACCAGGGGGAUGGAGGCAAGAAAAAUGCUCCCUGGACAGGAACGAAGAAGUGAUGAUGAUAUUUUGGGAUUUUUGAGGCGAGAGAGGAGAAUGUCGCUCUGCCAGGAGGACAUGAGGAGAGAUCAGGAUGAGCUUGAAAAAUUGGAGCGAUGGAAGACAAAAUCAUGGCCUCGCAGGAAGGAGCACGGCAAAAGAGAAGACUCAAAAGGGCUGUUCAUGAGGGAAAUGGACACGCAAACAAUUCUCAACAAAGAGGAACUGAAAAGUGAGGACGAUGAGGUAGAACACUUAAAGGGGGAGAAGAUCCUAACGUUUCUGCGCAAGGACGGGCUGAGGAGUAAAGCGGAUGAGGCAGAAAAAUUGGAGCGAGAGAAGACAAAAGGCAAAGAGGAAAAGGUCAAAUGGCCGGUUCUAAGGGAAAUGGAGACACAAACAAUGCUCCAGAAAGAUCAACUGGGAAGAGAGGAUGAGCGGUUCAAGGCAAAGACGCAGUUCCACCCGGAGGAGCUGAUGAGCAAAGAGCAGAGGGCGAAGCAAUUCGAGAGAGAGAAGGCGAAAUCGUGGCCUCGCAGGAAGGAGCACGGCAAAAGAGAAGAAGCAAAAGGGCUAUUCGUGAGGGAAAUGGAGACACCGGCGAUGCUCCGUGACGAUAAACGGAGACGUGAGGAUGAGGAGGUAGAACGCUUAAAGGGGGAGAAGAUCCUAACGUUGCAACGCAAGGAGGGGCCGAGGAGAAAAGAGGACGAGGCGGAAAAAAUGGAGCGAGAGAUGACAAAAGGCAAAGAGGAAAACGCCAAAUGGCCGUUUAUAAGGGAUAAGCAAACAAUGCUACAGGACGAUCAACUGAGACGUGAGGAUGAGCGGUUCAAGGAGCAGAGGCAGCUCCCCCCGGAUGACCUGAUGAGCAAAGAGCAUUGGGCAAAGCAAUUCGAGAGAGAGAAGGCGAAAUCAUGGCCUCGCAGGAAGGAGCACGGCACAAAGAAAUACGCAAAAGGGCUAUUCAUGAGGGAAAUGGAGACACCGGCGAUGCUCCGUGACGAUAAACUGGGACGUGAGGAUGAGGAUGCAGGCUGGUUGAGGCUGGGGAUGAGAACGUCGCACAGCGAGGAUUUGAGGAGAGAAGACAAUGAGGCAUAUAGACAUUUAGAGAGAGAAAGGACAAAAUCAUGGAUUUGCCAGAAGCCAUUCAGGAAAACGGAGUCCCCAAAAAUGCUCCAUGAAGAUGAGGUGAGGGAUGAGGAAGGGGACAUGUUGGGCUCCUCAGGGGAUGAGGAAUCCACAAGAGAACGUCCCAGAGUGAAGGAUCGAACAUGGACCCAGCGGGAGGGCUCGAGGGGAAGGGCGGAGCAGCUACAAGGGGUCAUGCGGGAAAACGAAACACGCCUGCAACAGGAGCUGAGGAGUGAAGAUGACGAAGAUGAGGAAAAGGUGGAUUUUUUAAAAAGACAGAGAAGAAUUAGCCUUUUCGACGAAGAACUGAGGCGAGAGGAAGAAGAGGAAGUGGAGCAGUUGCAAAGAGAGAGGGAUACGAGGAUGCGCAAGUAUGAGGAGAAGCUCAGACGAGACGAAGAAAUGGAAGCGGACCAUUUAAAGAGGGAAAAGGAGCAGAGAAUACGUCGCCUCCAGGCGGAACUGAAGGUCGAGGAAGAGGAUGAGGCGGAGAGCUUAAAGAAGGACAAGGAGAAGCGAAUGAGGCUCCUCCGUGAGGAGAUGCAGAAAGAGGAAGAGGAGGAACGAUUCAAGUGGGAGAACGAGAGAAGUACUCGCUUCCGCCAAGAAGGGCAGAGCAAGCAUGAAGAGGAGGAGGAGCAGUUUAAGAGGCCGGAGGGGAAAAAAAAGAGUGUUUACUUUGACAACCUGAGGACAGAGGAAACGGAGAAGAGAGCACAGGAAACGGCACGGAAGGGAAAAGACAAGACAAGCGGUCACCUCCAGGAGGAUCCUACGAGAGAAGCCGAGCUUCAGGUUCGUAGGGAGAAGGAAAGGAGAACACCACAGAGCCAGGAAACGAAAGAUGAGGAGAUUGAGCGCUUCCAAAGGGAAAAAGGCAAGAUGGUGCGUUACUCUCAAGAGGGAUUGAAACGAGCGGAAGGUGAGGAAGAAGAAGAGUUGAAGACUGAAAAUGAAAAUCGAAUGGGUCGUCUCCAGGAUGAGCUCAAGAGAGAAACGGAGGAGUUGAUUGACAAAUUGAAGGCUGAGAAGCAGAAGAGAAUGCGCCUCCGACAAAUAGACAUCUGGGGAGAAGAGGAAGAGAGGAAACUGAAGACGGAGUACAAGGAAAGGCUCCGGGCUUUGCGGCAGUAUCUCCUGGUCAAGAGGAGGGAGGAGGAGACCCUGCUGAACAGAAUGUUUGAGGAGAAGGAGAGAUUAACAGAAUCUGCCUGGAUGGAGAGAGAUGAGGGACAAUUUCAACUCAGGCAGGACCGAGAAGCUGCCAUAAGAGCGCUUUGCCUUGCACUUGAAGAAGACCAGGAAGCCGAAAAUGAUCGGCUGAAGACUCAAAGGAGCCAAUUCUUUGAGCGCCUCAAGGCGGAGUCAGAAGAGGAGCUACAUGCACUGCGAGCAAGACUCCAGAAAGGCAGGGAAGAGAAGAUGAAGUUUUCAACACCAGGGCAGGCGCAUGAGAAGAGUUUUGAUCCGGGCCUCUACAACACUUUUUACCCACUGAAUGGGGCAGUUCCGGACCCCAAAAAUGAGAUAUUUGGAGCUUUCAGACCACCUCCCCAGUGGAACAACACCACACAUUUCUCAGCGUACACACCGACUCUUGCAGCGCCUCGUCCCACGAAUACCAUGCCUACCUACACAGCUACGCAUCCCUCACUGAGUACUCCAGAGUCACUGUUCUGUCAUCCAAGAGCAACAAUGUCUGUGGACCCAUUCGUCACCACGUCCUUGGGAGACACGUACCUAGCGAAUACUCCUAUUGGGUACUGUGAUCAGCUGAGCUUAAAUACAUUCAAUGAAAUCACGGUUUAUCGUUUCCAAAGACAAAAUGCCCAAUGGAGUCCUCCUCUGCCCAUGUGAAUACAUUUGAUGCGGUCAUAAAUAAAGAGUUGAUGCAGUGUGUACAUUUACAUCUACAAAACUCAGUUGCUGUAGAAUAUCAGUCUGAUGAGGCCACAAAUGCCUAAUAAAUCCAGUUGCAACCUCUGUAGCACUCCGCUGGUCUACAUUUGGGAUAAUAGAGACCCAUUUAUCAAGCUCAGUCAGGUCAUACAGUAUGUGACAUCAAAUAAAUGCUUGAAUAAAAGAAAACAUGAUCCCUGUCAUGAAACCA